This is a messenger RNA of Mytilus californianus (California mussel), 2881 nucleotides long. RefSeq names its product location of vulva defective 1-like. NCBI's taxonomy places the organism in Eukaryota, Metazoa, Mollusca, Bivalvia, Mytilida, Mytilidae. The transcript is spliced from 3 exons. Bases 146 to 1168 code for a protein of 340 amino acids. The record is from RefSeq and is a predicted model, not a curated record.
CACAGUUCUUGAUGAUGACAACGGCGAUGGAGGACUACAAAUUGUCGACAAAUUUACAGUUGCCUUAAAUAUUCAAAACCCAUCUUGGCAGUAUCAUCAUAAAAACGCUACUGGAACUAGGUCUCAUUCAUUUUCUUUAUUGAGUAUGAUAUUUCGUUAUGAAUGUCUGAAACCAAUUCAAACUGUAAGUGGCUGCUUUAGUAGGGACUGCGUAUUACAUCAAAACGAAUCCGAAUGUAUUAAUAUCCUGCAACCAAACAAUCAAGUUAACACAACCGAUAUUGUGUUACAAACAACAUCAAGUCCAUACGAAUGUGGGCGAUUUGAAGUUCAAAAUAUGGGAAAGUUUCUGAAUUGCACAACUCUAAUGACAGAUACAACAGAAAAAGUAACAUCAGAUAUUACUACGCCAAUGAAUAUUGAAGAAACAACCCAGUCCAAUGAAAUGACAACACAAUUGAGUCAACUUACAGACUCGGUCACGACAACAAAACCAAACGAUGAUACAAGUACACCUAGUACAACAGAUAUAUCAACCCAAGAGUUUUCUUCAUUUAAACCACAAACUACGCAUGUAGACAUAUCUACAAUUAAUCAAGGAUCAUCUGUGUCUUUAGUUACAAAUAAUUCAAAAUCACAAGUAACCAGUGAAUUUACGGAACCGUAUACGUCAGUAUACAUAGUCACAACAAUUGAGAAACACACUUCUUCAAGGUCAUCUGCAAACUUAUCAUCGACAAAUACAAUCUCAGAAUAUAACAGUAAAUCAACUACUGAGUCAAUUAAAAAUACUUUGUCAUCAACGCAGGAAAAUUUGUUGACAAUUCAAUUUUCUACAAAUGAUAUGAACAAAACUGGAAGACCAAGUGGUCCAGGAGUAGUAAGCAGUCCCCCGACGCAUUCUACAGACAUACCCGAUAUUAAUACAACGAUAAAAGAAACAAACAGUGGACCAAUGAAAUAUUGGCCUGGUAUAGUUGGGGGAGUUUUAGGAGCUUGUGUAGUUGUUGCUGUAGUUUCUUACAUAAUAUACAGUCGAAGAAGAAGAAUGAAUAAAAGAAAUAAUGAUAUAUACAAUGUGAACCCGAAAAGAUGGGUGCUUGAACCUCCAGAAGAGAAUGGCACAUCUGGAAAAUCUGAAAUAGCAUUGGAGACUGAACAAGUUUGAAGAUGAAAGUUAAAAAAAACUGUUCUUAUUAACUGUGAUAAGUUUCUGUGCUGUGGUACAAAAUUAGCACUGAGAUUGCGAGGGCGCAAGAUAUUUGCGUGACCAUGGUAUCAUUAGGUCAAAAAUAUGGUAGUCAAGUUUACACUUAGGCUUAUGGUAUUUUCAGAUACUAGUCUAGUAGAAAACUAAUACAACUAAAAAUAAUGCAAUUAUCAAUUUUAGACAAUAACAGUUGUCAUGUUUUGAGACAGUUUUUAGUUUAGAAUAUAUAAUUAUUCACUAACCCGGUUCAACGGGGUAAUUUAUUAAUCAAUUUUUGCAUACAUGACAAGACAACAAUUAAAAAACCUUAUCAUUAGUGAGAAGUUGAACAAACGAAUCAAUGGAUGAAAUGUAAUCAAAGUUUGUAGUAACAUGAAUGUAGUGUUCAUUACAGUUAUAUAAUUAAUUUUCAAAAUCUAUUGGAUAUUUUUUUAAAAACAAGAAAAAAAAUGUAAAUGAGAAUCCUACAUAGAUUUUCUGCUGCACAUGAUAUGAAGAAAACUUCAUUGUUCGAAGUAUGAAGUUACAAAAUGUACUCAUUCGUUUAAAGUCCAGUAUGAUUAUAUAUAGUUAAAACAUAAACAUAAAAGGAAGAAAGCAAGGAACAUUGGAAUCUUUGAAACUUUAAAAGAAUGUGAACGUUUCUGAGUUCAUUUAUAUCUAAACACAAGUUUACGAGUAUGUAGUAUAACGAAAUCAGAGUUCUAUAUUUUAAUUAGAUUGAUCUAAACACCACUGUUCUUAAUGUUUCUAUAUAUUUGCGUUAAUGUGUAUACUGAAAUUUAUACUUAACAAUAUGUUUGGUCAAAUCAUUUUACCAAUAACAGUGCAACAUAGUACUCCUUUUUUUCAAACGUAGGUUCCAAAUCGAAUUGAGACGAUUUAUGCUCCAAAAAAUUAAAUCCCUUUUCGUUUUGAAGCUCUUUGUGUUUUCAUUUAUCUUUUCAAACUUUUGACAUUGUUUAUAUCUAUCUCUUCAAAACGAAGUAUUCGAAUAUUCGACAUAGUUUAAUUUCGGUGGGCCAAACUAGCUUUAGCCUGGCAUCCUGGCCUGGCUUCGAGUCGAGCAGUGAUUGAAGAUCCCUGGCUAAACUGGCUUCUGUAGCUUUCAGUUGUUAUUUCGAACGUAGUAUAUUCUGUAUGACUGAUUUUGAUUUAAAAGUCGUUUUGUUUUAAAGUGAUUUUAUGAUGCUGUACAUUGUGCUUGUAUAUUUUUUCGAGUAAAAAAAAUCAGAACCUAACUUUAAUAUGUCGCUGGCGAUUAAGUGAUUCUGAUUGAAAUGUUUAUUUUAUUUAAAUUGCAAUAAUAGUUGAUGUUCAUGAAAAUCUGUCACAUACUAGUUUAUCAUACAGCGCGGUAACAUAAUCAAAAUUCAAUACUUAGCAAACAAAGAAUUAUAUCAAUUCAAGAUUAUAUAUAUUAAUAUAUAAUCUUUUUUGUGUUUGAAGAAACUAGGAAAUUUAAACAGAUAACAGAAAUUACAUAUUAUCGGCUGUGUAUGAAUCAAUCAAGCUCAGACUACUAUUAGUAAUAAAAGUCUCAGCAUCAAGAAAUACUGGAUCAUGAUCAUUCAAAAUAUUUGUAGCAUUCAUCUGUAAAUGUUCAUAAUAUUGUUUUGAACUACUCAUAUUAAUUAAAAUAUAUAUUUAAAUUAUAUUGCUUCAUUUAAA